CGCGUACUUUAUGGAGGAAGCUACAGAAUGUAGCGUGAACUCGUUUUUUAUCUUCAACCUUUGCAAACUUUUUGACUGAGCACUGAGCAUGGAAUAUUAAUAAAGCCGUUUGAAUGAAGCCAUGGCAUUUCCGCUGCCCAAACCUCAGGCUCCUCAGCUUCCCCAGCAUCUGCUGAGGACUAUCGACUGUCAGCAGGGAGCCGUCAGAGCCGUGCGCUUCAACGUUGAUGGAAACUACCUGCUGUCCUGUGGCAGUGACAAAUCUCUGAAGCUGUGGAGCGUGAGCAGAGGGAUCCUGCUGAAGACGUACAGUGGUCACGGGUACGAAGUCCUGGAUGCAGACAGCUCCUGUGACAACAGCCAUAUCUGCUCCUGCAGCUCUGAUAAGACGGUGAUCCUUUGGGAUGUGGCCACAGGGCAGGUCACACGCAAACUCAGAGGUCACGCCGGGAAAGUAAACUGUGUCCAGUUCAAUGAGGAGGCAACUGUCAUCCUGUCCGGGUCUAUAGAUGGGACGGUACGUUGCUGGGACAUCAGGUCUCGGAGAUUUGAGCCCAUCCAGAUUCUGGAUGAGGCUCGUGACAGCGUCAGCAGCCUGAAGGUGGCACAACACGAGCUGCUUACAGGCUCGGUGGAUGGCAGAGUGCGACGCUACGACCUCAGAAUGGGACAGCUGCACGUGGACUUCAUCAACAGUCCCAUCACCUGCGUGUGUUUCAGUCAGGACAGCCAGUGCACCCUGAGCUCCAGCCUGGACUCCACUGUCAGACUGCUGGACAAAAGCACCGGAGAAAUGCUGGGAGAGUAUUCAGGGCACAAGAUGAAAGGCUAUAAGUUGGACUGCUGCCUGUCCAGUAAAGACACACAUGUGCUGUGCUGCUCAGAGGACGGACAUGUUUACUGCUGGGACCUGGUGGAGGGCUCUUUGUCUCUGAAGCUGCCGGUGGGGAAGGCUGUCGUCCAGUCACUGUCCUUCCACCCCACGGACACCUGCCUCCUCACCUCCAUGGAGGGGCGUGUUCACGUCUGGGGGCUGGAGCCAGAGGAGGAUGCGAUGGCUACGGAGGAAGGGUGAAUGUCACCAAAAACGACAUGUCUCUAGUAAGAUGGUAGCUGAUGGGCUUGUAAAAUAAGUGUAUAAAUAUCUAAAUGUGUUUUGUUACGCAAGAACUCUGUGGCCCACCCAAACUUUAAAUCACAAAUUUGAUCCACACAUGAGACGAAAAUGAAGUAUUUCAAAAUGUACAUCAUGUUAAAUUUGAAGGAUAACGCACAGUUUAAAUCCCAUGGUUUUGUUUUUUUUAUUUCUGAUUACAUUUUGAAUGUAAUCAGAAAUAUUAGGGGUUAGUUUUAAACUUUACUUAGUUUUAUUUUAGUGACUUCUCACACCCCACCGGCAGUACCUUCACAGCCCACAAGGGGGAUGUGGGCUACAUUUUUUGGGAAUCUGAACCCCAAGUGCUAAAAAUACCAACUGACAAAAAAAUUUAUGUUUGACAAAAUUUACUUUAAAGCUCUGGAUGAUGUGUGAGGGAAAAAAAAACUCUUCCUGUUGCAGAUUUUUGUAUUUGUGUCAAUAUUUUUUAUAAACAUUUUCUCAUAUGAAAUGUGUUUUUCUGCGUACAUCACUGCAUAGACACGAUUACUUACAAGUUUGUUUUUAUUUGAAACUGUACAUACAAUAGACAUAUUACAAAAUAAGUUAAUCAGCCAGACAAAAAAAAAAACAAUGGCAUGAAAUAAAUAAAUAACUUAUAAAUACAUUUUUUCAAAC
Molecule: messenger RNA, 1774 nt
Organism: Thalassophryne amazonica
Lineage: Eukaryota; Metazoa; Chordata; Actinopteri; Batrachoidiformes; Batrachoididae
Gene: wdr83
Product: WD repeat domain containing 83
Exons: 10
Coding region: 122-1075 (317 amino acids)
Biological process (GO): mRNA splicing, via spliceosome
Cellular component (GO): catalytic step 2 spliceosome
Molecular function (GO): protein binding
Source: RefSeq, a predicted model, not a curated record